This is a messenger RNA of Hippopotamus amphibius kiboko, 2172 nucleotides long. It is a transcript of the gene SV2C, whose product is annotated as synaptic vesicle glycoprotein 2C. The record is from RefSeq and is a predicted model, not a curated record. Gene Ontology annotation, biological process: chemical synaptic transmission; transmembrane transport. NCBI's taxonomy places the organism in Eukaryota, Metazoa, Chordata, Mammalia, Artiodactyla, Hippopotamidae. Gene Ontology annotation, molecular function: transmembrane transporter activity. The transcript is spliced from 12 exons. Gene Ontology annotation, cellular component: membrane. The coding region runs from base 1 to 2172 and encodes 723 amino acids.
AUGGAAGACUCUUAUAAGGAUAGGACUUCACUGAUGAAGGGUGCCAAGGACAUUGCCAGAGAGGUGAAGAAACAAACUGUAAAGAAGGUGAAUCAAGCAGUGGACCGGGCCCAGAAUGAAUACACCCAGAGGUCCUACAGUCGGUUUCAAGACGAGGAAGAGGAUGGUGACUAUUACCCACCGGGAGAAACGUAUAACGGGGAGGCCAAUGAUGAUGAAGGCUCCAGCGAAGCAACUGAGGGUCACGAUGAAGAUGAUGAAAUCUAUGAAGGGGAGUAUCAGGGCAUCCCCAACAUGAACCAAGGAAAAGACAACAUUGUGGCCGUGGGGCAGCCCAAGGGCGAUGAGUACAAGGACCGCCGGGAGCUGGAGUCAGAGAGGAGAGCUGACGAGGAAGAACUAGCCCAGCAGUAUGAGCUGAUCAUCCAAGAGUGUGGUCACGGCCGCUUCCAAUGGUCCCUUUUCUUUGUCCUGGGCAUGGCCCUGAUGGCGGAUGGCGUGGAGGUUUUUGUCGUGGGCUUUGUGUUACCCAGCGCUGAGACAGACCUAUGCAUGCCAAAUUCAGGAUCCGGAUGGCUAGGCAGCAUAGUGUACCUCGGGAUGAUGGUGGGGGCGUUCUUCUGGGGAGGACUGGCAGACAAAGUGGGAAGGAAGCAGUCUCUUCUGAUUUGCAUGUCUAUCAACGGAUUCUUUGCCUUCCUGUCUUCGUUUGUCCAAGGUUAUGGCUUCUUUCUCUUCUGUCGCUUACUUUCUGGAUUCGGGAUUGGAGGAACCAUUCCCGCUGUGUUCUCCUACUUUGCUGAAGUGCUCGCCCAAGAGAAGCGGGGUGAGCAUCUGAGCUGGCUCUGCAUGUUCUGGAUGAUCGGUGGCAUCUACGCCUCUGCCAUGGCCUGGGCCAUCAUCCCGCACUACGGAUGGAGCUUCAGCAUGGGGUCGGCCUACCAGUUCCACAGCUGGCGCGUGUUCGUCAUCGUGUGUGCCCUCCCCUGUGUCUCCUCAGUGGUGGCCCUCACGUUCAUGCCCGAAAGCCCACGGUUCUUGUUGGAGGUUGGAAAACAUGAUGAAGCCUGGAUGAUUCUGAAGUUAAUUCAUGACACGAACAUGAGAGCACGGGGUCAGCCUGAGAAGGUCUUCUCGGUAAACAGAAUCAAAACCCCAAGACAAAUAGAUGAGCUGAUUGAAAUUGAGAGUGACACAGGAACAUGGUACAGGAGGUGUUUUGUUCGGAUCCGCACAGAACUGUACGGAAUUUGGUUGACUUUCAUGAGCUGCUUCACCUACCCAGUCAGGGACAAUACCAUAAAGCUUACGAUUGUUUGGUUCACGCUGUCGUUUGGGUACUACGGAUUAUCCGUUUGGUUCCCUGAUGUCAUUAAACAUCUGCAGUUGAAUGAGUUUAAAAAUGACACGGAUAUGAAAUUUUCAGAUGUAACUGUUAACUUUACAAUGGCAAAUAGGAUUAUUACGGGAAUGGAAUGCGACAAUGGCAGAUUGGAAGGGAUCAGGCUCAAAUCCGUAACUUUCAAAAAUUCGGUUUUUAAGUCCUGCACCUUUGAGGAUGUGACUUCAGCCAACACCUACUUCAAGAACUGCACAUUUAUUAAUACUGUUUUUAACAACACAGAUUUUAAGCCAUACAAAUUCAGUAACAGCUCAUUUCAAAACUGCACGUUUUUGCACAACAAGACAGGCUGCCAGAUGACCUUUGAAGAUGACUAUAGUGCCUACUGGAUUUAUUUUGUCAACUUCCUGGGGACAUUGGCAGUGUUGCCAGGGAACGUCGUGUCUGCUCUCCUGAUGGACAGAAUCGGGCGCUUAACAAUGCUAGGUGGCUCUAUGGUGCUUUCCGGGAUCAGCUGUUUCUUCCUUUGGUUUGGCACCAGCGAAUCCAUGAUGGUAGGCAUGCUGUGCCUGUACAAUGGGUUGACCAUCUCAGCCUGGAACUCUCUUGAUGUGGUCACUGUGGAACUGUACCCUACAGAUCGGAGGGCAACGGGCUUUGGCUUCUUGAAUGCACUGUGCAAGGCAGCAGCCGUCCUCGGAAACUUGAUAUUCGGCUCCCUGGUCAGCAUCACGAAAGCAAUCCCCAUCCUGCUGGCCUCCACCGUGCUCGUGUGUGGAGGACUGGUGGGGUUGCGCCUGCCUGACACACGAACCCAGGUCCUGAUGUAA